AUGGUUUUGUUUUCAUUUCCAUUUCGUCCUGUCCCCCCUCCUUAUUACGCCUCAUUCUCAUCCUUGUUAAUUCUUUUUUCCACCUUAUAUCACAACUUUUACUCUCACCCCUUCUUCUUCCUCUUUAUUCUCCUUACACUCCUUCUUUUUCUCAACAGAUCUCUUCCUUCUACAUUAUUCGCUUCCGCCGCCUUCUUACCUUUUCAUACCCCUUUUUAUUCUUUUUAUGCUCUAUCCGAUCGUCUUUUUUCUCGUCUUUAUUCUCUUUAUACUCUACUAUAUCGUCUUCUUUCUCGUCUUUCCUUCACUUCUUCCUCCAUUUUCUGCUCCCACCUCCUCCUUAUCUUAAGUUGUUCUCUUCCUCCUUAUCGACUUUACUCUCACCUUUUCUUUCCCCCUCCUCUUUAUUCUUCUGAUACUAUCGUCUUCUUUCUCGUUUCUCUACUUCCCUUCUGCUUUCGCCUCUUUCUUCUUUAUCACCCUCCCUCUUACUUCUUCAUCCAUUCAUCGCUUCCACUCCCACUUAUCUUAUCUUGUUCUUUUCCGCUUUAUCCUCUUUCCCUUCCUCUUUCCUUUCCCUCCUCCUCUUUACGCUCCUCUCCACUUUUGAAUGAGUUGGACAUUCUUUCAUGGUAA
Acanthosepion pharaonis is the source of this 636-nucleotide messenger RNA. The record is from the annotation of a GenBank genome assembly. NCBI's taxonomy places the organism in Eukaryota, Metazoa, Mollusca, Cephalopoda, Sepiida, Sepiidae.